AUGUUCAGAGUAUUGAACGACGAUGUUUACAGUACAGCCGAGAUACAACAACAAAAUCCUCUCGCCUUUGGGAAAGCCUCUUCCUUGUUCAUAGACCAUCGCAGCGCAAAUGAUCAGUGUGAAACGGGAGAAAAUGUUAGGGACAGCGGCCAGGACCACGUCAAGCGACCCAUGAACGCGUUCAUUGUGUGGUCUCGUGAACGAAGACGAAAGGUGGCUCUAGAGAAUCCCAAAAUGCAAAACUCAGAGAUCAGCAAGCAGCUGGGGUAUGAGUGGAAAAGGCUUACAGAUGCUGAAAAGCGCCCAUUCUUUGAGGAGGCACAGAGACUACUAGCCAUACACAGAGACAAAUACCCGGGCUAUAAAUAUCGACCUCGUCGGAAAACGAAGAGGCAACAGAAAUUGCUUCCUGCAGACUCUUCAAUACUACGCAAACAGAUGCAUGUAGAGACAUUGCAGCCCUUCACAUACAGGGACGGUUGUGCCAAGACCACAUGCUCACGAAUGGAAAGCCAGUUAAGCCUCUCACAGUCUGUGACCAUAACCAAUUCAUUCCUCCAAAAGGAGCAUCACAGCAGCUGGACAAACCUGGGCCACAAUAGGGUAACAUUGGCUACACAGAUUUCCUCGGACUUUCCCUUUUAUCAAAGUUUACAGCCUGGACUUUCUUGCGCUUAUUUUCAAUACUGA
Messenger RNA from Odocoileus virginianus texanus, 690 nucleotides. It is a transcript of the gene SRY, whose product is annotated as sex determining region Y. Lineage: Eukaryota; Metazoa; Chordata; Mammalia; Artiodactyla; Cervidae. Gene Ontology annotation, biological process: male sex determination; cell differentiation; negative regulation of transcription by RNA polymerase II. Gene Ontology annotation, molecular function: DNA-binding transcription factor activity, RNA polymerase II-specific; RNA polymerase II cis-regulatory region sequence-specific DNA binding. Gene Ontology annotation, cellular component: nucleus. The record is from RefSeq and is a predicted model, not a curated record.